GCGGAUAUCGACUGUGCCGCUUAUAGCGCGCGCUGGACUUUCGGCCAAGAAAGGUCGAGGGUUCGAGUCCUGCUUCCCUGCCUGUUUCAUUACACUGGUGUCAGAAGUGGGAUCGGACCCUUGCAGCCACGACAGUGCGCGUGCUUGGCCGGUGAGAGUGUGUGUGUGUGCGCGCGCGCGCGCGUUCCUGUAAAAAGACGUAGGGUUCGCAAGCCAGCGCGAGGACGCGCUCUAUGAAAAAGGAGGGAUGAGUGUAACGACCCCUGGGGUUUAAUUAAUAAGGGCCAGAAGGUCGACGGUUCGAGACCUGCAUCAUUACAAUACGAACGAUGUCUAAGCCCCAGAAUGGUGAGCCAGGCAGCCCAGCAGGAGCCCCAGCAGCAGAUGAUCCAGAGGUGAUGUUCCAGGUGCCUGGUCCAACCGUCUCCUUCUCCAGACUACACUACUCUGUCAUGGAGAGCAAUGGACUCUGCCACAAGACAGGACCUGAGAAACACAUCCUCAAAGACGUCAGCGGCAUCAUGAGACCAGGGAUGAACGCCAUCAUGGGGCCAACAGGGAGUGGAAAAACAUCUCUCCUGGAUGUGAUAGCAGGUCGUAAGGACCCAGCAGGGUUGAAGUUUGGUCAGGUUCUGAUCGAUGGGAAGAUGGUGGACUCUGACCUCCGACUCAUAUCUGCCUACGUGGUGCAGGAUGAUAUAUUGAUGGGAACCCUGUCAGUGAGAGAGAACUUGUUGUUCAGUGUGAACCUGAGACUAGACCCUAGACAUUAUUCUACAACUGACAAACAGCAGAGAGUGGACAGCAUCAUAGAUGACCUGGGUCUACAGGACUGUGCCCACACCAAGAUAGGAACAGAGUUCCUGCGUGGUGUGUCUGGGGGAGAGAGGAAGAGGUGCAGCAUCGGUAUGGAGCUCAUUACUUCUCCUCGUCUUCUGUUCCUGGAUGAACCCACCACUGGCCUGGACUCGAACACUGCUAACCACAUCAUCAACCUACUGCAUAGGCUGUCUAGAAGCGGUAAGACUAUCGUGUUCUCCAUCCAUCAGCCUCGUUACUCAAUCUUCAGCCGCUUUGACCACCUGACCCUGAUGCACCGAGGAGAGUUGGUGUACGCUGGAGCUGCUGGGAAGGCCCUGAGCUACUUCACUGACUUGGGGUAUCACUGUGAGCCGUUCAACAACCCCUCUGACUUCUUCCUAGACGUCACUAACGGAGAGGCUCAGUCUACACUAGACAUCACUUCAUUUAACUAUG
Oncorhynchus tshawytscha (Chinook salmon) is the source of this 1257-nucleotide messenger RNA. RefSeq names its product broad substrate specificity ATP-binding cassette transporter ABCG2-like. Gene Ontology annotation, cellular component: plasma membrane. The annotation marks the transcript as partial. Lineage: Eukaryota; Metazoa; Chordata; Actinopteri; Salmoniformes; Salmonidae. Gene Ontology annotation, molecular function: ATP hydrolysis activity; ABC-type transporter activity; ATP binding. The transcript is spliced from 8 exons. The record is from RefSeq and is a predicted model, not a curated record.